CUAUCUCUACCAAGAUCAAUCCGAACAGUUAUGUAAUGACUUCCAGCUUAUCGAUCAUUUGGGAUGUGUAGUCAUGCACAUCAACUUUACCAGUGUUAAGGCUAAGACAAAAAACUACAACUUCCGGCAUGCUUAGAGGCGCAUCGCUCCGCUCGAGUUACUCUCACACGGACUGUAGUUCGCUCUACUGAAGAAAUCCGUCUUAAUGAUCCGGUUGGUGAAUAAGUAAAAAGAGUUUGGUGUCAUGGCGGAAUCUGCAGAUUGUUCUGCUUUCCAGCUCGGCAGACCCCGAUACGAUCAGACUUCAUUCCUUGGACGUCUGAGACACUUUGUUGACAUCAUUGACCCUAGCACCCUGUUUGUUUCAGAGAAAAAACUAAAAGAGUGCAUCAAACUCCUUGAUGACUAUAAACAUGGCACACUUCCUCCUGGAGUGUCUGCAGAUCAGUUGUGGGAGGCCCAGAAGAUUAAACAGGCCAUCAUUCACCCUGACACAGGAGAGAAGAUCUUCAUGCCAUUCCGAAUGUCAGGUUAUGUACCAUUUGGAACACCAAUUGUCAUUGGCCUUCUCCUCCCAAAUCAGACUGUGAUGUCUACCAUUAUAUGGCAGUGGUUGAACCAGAGUCAUAAUGCCUGCGUGAACUAUGCAAACCGGAAUGCCACUAAGCCUACUCCAACAUCUAAGUUUCUUCAAGGCUAUGUGGGCGCUGUAACCAGUGCUGUCUCUAUUGCUGUGGGACUGAACAUGCUUAUUCAGAAGGCCAACAAGCUGAGUCCUUCCACCAGAAUGAUUAUUCAGAGAUUUGUCCCCUUCCCAGCUGUAGCGAGUGCAAAUAUCUGUAACGUAGCUCUAAUGAGACACAAUGAGCUGUCAGAGGGGAUUGAUGUACUGGACCACACUGGCAGCGUGGUGGGAUCCUCCAAAAUUGCUGCUAGACAUGCAAUAAUGGAGACGGCCUUCACACGUGUCGUCCUUCCUAUGCCGAUUUUUGUCUUGCCUCCAAUCAUCAUGUCCUACGUUGAAAGGCUGCGAUUCCUGCAGAGAAACCGAAGAUUUCUGCUGCCAAUCCACAGCCUUGUGUGCCUGGUUACUUUCGGCCUCUCUCUGCCCGUGGCCAUCAGCCUCUUUCCUCAGAUGUCUCAGAUUGAGGUGUCUCGCCUUGAGCCGGAGAUUGCCAUGGCAACGGAUUGCAGACUGUUGACCUACAACAAGGGUUUAUGAUGAAGAUGCGAUUCGAGCAUAAAACAGAGACAGCUUUCUGAAUAACUCUAAACGCAGAACUAGCUAUUAGAGGUGCUGUGUCUACCUAACAUUCCUGAACCUGUUUUUCCUCCAGAAACCGCUGCAUUCAUUGAGCCAACAUGUGGUCAGACACAUCCGUGAGAGUUUUCUUUAUUGGAAAUUCCUAUUUUUACUCUAAAAUCCCAUUUAGCAAUAAUAUACACCUGAUAUUUACAGGGUACUGUCCUCUGCGCAGUAUUAAUGUACAGCUGCAACUUCUGUAGCAGAAUCGACUCAAGAGGUGAUUUGUUAAAGUUUUUCUCUCUAGGUUUGAUAAUGACAUAAGUACUGUAUUUAGAAGCCUUUCUGCUCUAUUUUUAAUUCUCAUUUUCUAGAUUUUUUUUAUUUUUUUUUAUCUCAUUCAGUUCGUUUACAUCUCCCUCUUCCUAUCUCCUCAUCUCUAAAUGUUGGACCUUUGAGCAGCUCUGACAGCUGGUGUUGGGAUGUUUGUUUAUCAGUCAGUUUUUCACAGCGAGCAGCUACUGGUGAAGCAACAGAAAUAUAGUGAUUUAGGUUGGAAGCAGCAGUGGGAAAAAGGGGUUAUUGAGCUUUGUAGAGCUGCAGCUGCAUAGAGGUGAUUCUUCCACAUUUAAUUAAACCCAUUAUUAAGUAAAAGCCUUAGAAUAAAAGUAUUUUAUGGCUUCAGAAUACUUUUACACUAAGAAAUGAUUUACUAAUUUUAGGCCUUUAAAUUAGCAACUGUUUUUUUUUUUUUAGGGACAUGGUGUUAACAGAAUCCUAUAUUAUUGCACUUCUUUGACAGCACUCAGACUUUUUCUGGGCAGUUUCACAAACCUUAUAUAUGUUCCACCUUCCUUCCUACACUCCUUGCACAGUAACAUGAGCAGUGUUAAUGUAACACUUAAAGAGUCAAUGUCAACACUGAGUCAGGUUACAUAUGGUCCUGCCCUGUACAGUGUAAAACCUACACUGAUCACAGUGUCAGAAUUUCUGAGUUAAUUUUACUCUAGUAGGAGCCGAAUUUAGUUAUAGAGUCAAAUAAAAAUUACUCUGACAAUUGUUAACUUAGUUCAACACCUGUAAAAUGUCAACACUAAGUGGAGUAAAAUUAACUGGCAGGACCAUACAGUAUGUAACCUGGCUCAGUGUUGAAAUUGACUCUUGGUGUUAAACUACAAUUUUAUUUAUCUCAAGGUGUACAGCCAAAACGUCAAUAAGAAUUUU
This is a messenger RNA of Cyprinodon tularosa, 2467 nucleotides long. It is a transcript of the gene sfxn5b, whose product is annotated as sideroflexin 5b. Gene Ontology annotation, cellular component: mitochondrial inner membrane. Gene Ontology annotation, molecular function: citrate transmembrane transporter activity; monoatomic ion transmembrane transporter activity. The record is from RefSeq and is a predicted model, not a curated record. The coding region runs from base 245 to 1222 and encodes 325 amino acids. Lineage: Eukaryota; Metazoa; Chordata; Actinopteri; Cyprinodontiformes; Cyprinodontidae. Gene Ontology annotation, biological process: monoatomic ion transport; citrate transport; mitochondrial transmembrane transport. The transcript is spliced from 14 exons.